AUGGAUUUCGACAAGCUCACUUCGAAGUACAAAGGGGAGCAGCUAGUCAAAAAGCUGAAGGCAUCUUGGCCGAACGCUUUCGCUCGCUCCCUAGGUGAGAGGAAUCUAUGCUCCGCCUUAGAAAUCCUUCGAUGGAUGGCGGUGAUUUUGGAAGAAAAUGGAAGGCCCAUCAUCUGGGAUUGCUUGGAUCUAGCGCCGAUGACUUAUGCUCUAACUGACUACCCGAUCCCCGAAUAUUCUGAUGCCGAAAUUAGGGAUAAAUUUGGAAAUAUCCUCUCUUCCGUUUAUAGGGUGCUGUCUACGUACGAAUAUGGUGGUAACCCUCCAGACCUGUUCGACCUGCUCGAGGGGAGGCGAAUGGUCGAAUUCUUUUGGUCGAAGCCACCUUAUCUACUUUAUACGAUUGAUCCAUACAAAGAAGUCGGCAAGGAGGUUCAGUUUACACCGCUUUCACUCAAAGAGAUUUCAGAGAUUUCUAGAGACGGGCUUGUUCACAUAAAAGACCCUAGGAUGUUGUCUACAGCUGUUGAGGAGAAAGCAGGGCUCUUCGAAUAUGAGAAACCAAAAGUUGGCCAGUUACGCAUCAUGACACCACCUGAGUUUAUUCGUGUCCUCUGGGACAACACUUCGUGGGAUACCAACCACAGUAGAGAGACCUCAUUCGACACUCUGCAACAACUUACCAUACGACACAAGAAAAUACAAGUUGAUGACAACGUUCGCAAAAUUGGCAAUGGACUAGCAUCUUACCGUCUAGUCUGCAUCGCGAGAAUUCCUCUACUUGGUGAGGAGCCUCUUGCUACUCACUUGUACAACUGCAAUGGAAGAAACUUUCAGCCUCCGAAUUGCAAUGGUAAAGACCAGAACUGGUCUUGUGGAAACCCUGGGAAGUACUACCUGAUAUAUUUCAAGUCCGACGAACCUCGAUACUGCUCGCAAAACUGCAGGGUUGAAGAACGCACAGCUGCCUCAAACCCGGACCAUCCUCUAAAGCAGACGGGUACUACUUCGAAUGAGCGACAACGCGUGAGCAUACAAAACAUCUCAACGGUUGCUGCUGUACCUAAUUCGGUACAGAAUACACCGCAAAGUACUGGAUAUACUAUGGAAAGAUGUGCGCAGCUUAGCGCGCCCGGCACCGAACUUGGAUUUGAGCUAAAGCCAACAUAUAACUCACCUUUCGAUAGCCUCAGACCAGGCGGGUUGCAGCAGUUAUCUAUCCCAGCGAAUCCCCAACAACAAAACGAUAACGUGCAGGAUUCUCAAGCGGCAUUUCCUACCCAACAGCCUAGUCAAUUCAACCCCAAUACAAACUCCCAGAGUACUUUUGGGGAAAGGGUACUAGUCGAUCGUCAUAGCAAUCAUGUCACAUUAGAUCGAUCUACCUCUACUGUUAAGGAAGAAGGCUACGAGUCUGGAGAAGUUGGUCCGCAGCUGGGGGAUAUCCCGAAGAGACCUCGGGGAUGCCGUGGACGAAGGAACCGCCGCCGUAAGGAGCAGGGGGCUGGCCCGGAACUCAGAGAGUACGAUGAACACCAACACUAUCGGGGGCGAUCGCCUAUUCGGCGCUACCAGGAUCAACGUGGAUACUACCAACACCCCGGGUCGAGAUCCACAAGCCCUCGAUCACGAGCCCAUCGUUAG
Messenger RNA from Daldinia vernicosa, 1644 nucleotides. RefSeq lists its product as uncharacterized. Lineage: Eukaryota; Fungi; Ascomycota; Sordariomycetes; Xylariales; Hypoxylaceae. The transcript has a single exon. The coding region runs from base 1 to 1644 and encodes 547 amino acids. The record is from RefSeq and is a predicted model, not a curated record.